Manihot esculenta (cassava) is the source of this 3027-nucleotide messenger RNA. Its product is annotated as BUD13 homolog. Lineage: Eukaryota; Viridiplantae; Streptophyta; Magnoliopsida; Malpighiales; Euphorbiaceae. Gene Ontology annotation, cellular component: U2-type spliceosomal complex; RES complex. Gene Ontology annotation, biological process: mRNA splicing, via spliceosome. The coding region runs from base 147 to 2411 and encodes 754 amino acids. Gene Ontology annotation, molecular function: RNA binding. The transcript is spliced from 9 exons. The record is from RefSeq and is a predicted model, not a curated record.
CUUAACUUCUUAUACCGGGACGGAGAAGGCGUAGGAUGAUGGUCCCUUUAUUUAGUUAAUUUGAUUGUUACUUCUGAAAAUUUUCACCCUCCACUAUAAAAAAAAUUUAUUGGCAACAUGUGAAUUAAAAAAAUUAAUUGAAACUUAUGGAUAAAGUUGAGGCGAGGGAAAGAAUUGACUUUUGUUUUUUCAAGACCAUAAUCAAACCCUUGGAUGCUUUUAUGAGAAAAGCAUUUCUCUCUCAACACAGCUCGUCCCUCCCACCCUUGGCCCUCUCCGCCUCUCCUUGGUACAGCCGCGCGCCUCCCGCCUAUUGUUCCUCUGCUCUUCACGCUGUCAACGUCGUUGCUGCGUCUUGUGCUCGUUGCUGUGUCCGCUCGUCCUGGUUGCUACUUCGCUCUCCUCCGCCGCUUCCUCUAGUCCUCGUUGCUGUGUCCACUGGUCCAGUCCUUCUGCCGUCCGGUGCUGCUCCUCGCCGCUGGUCCUCGUCCUCAAUCACUCCGCCGCUGGUCCUCGUCCUCAAUCACUCCGCCUCUGUUCCUCGCCGCGUCCUCAGUCACUGCAGGAAGUGGGGGAAGCUUUUGAUUCUAACUAUGGCGGCUCAAGCUUCAGGAUCUAAGUCCUUGAAAGAGUAUUUGAAACGCUAUGAAACUAACACUGAAGAAGAGCAGAAGAAGAAAAGGAAGAAGAAGAAAGUUAAACCUGAUGGACCAGGUGUUUUGGUUCUGGAUGAAGAUCCUGUCUGGCAGAAGCCAGUAAAACUUGAGGAAGAAGAAGAAAAUGAUUCUGCUGAUGAAAAACCUCAGGUUGAUGAAGACAUAGAAGUUAAGCGGAUGAGGAGGCUGGAGCAACUUAGAUCCAGGCGCCCUUAUAAUACAAUUGCUGAGGAUGGAAGUGGAUGGGUUUCACUCACUUCUAAAGCCAAUGCCACUGAACAAAAUUCUGAUAUGUCUCCACCCCGUAGAAAGAGGUACAACACACCCUCACCUGAGCCUUUAGAUAGGCCAUCGGAUGCUGGUAGAGCAGGAGCAGAUUUCUCACCUCCACGGCGGCAGACCCACCACCAUUCUCCAUUGCCUGAACCUCAUACAAGGUCUCAACACUUUACUGACCUGAAUUCUGAUUUGUCCCCUUCUCGGAAGCAUAGAGCUCGAAAUGAUACUCCUUCACCAGACCCAUCCUUGAAGCCGCACUUGAGAGAAUCUGACUUGUCACCUGUGCGGCGGCGAAAGCAUCAUUAUUCCCCUUCUCCUGGACCUGAUACAAAACUCAAGUAUUCUGGCAUUGCACAUGCUGAUUUAUCACCACCCAGAAGGCAAAGAGAAACGAACUACACAUCUUCACUACCUGCUGGAAGGAAAGAAGAUGAUGAUUUUUCUCCUCCACGACAACAGCGUAGGCGUCAUUAUACUCCAUCUCCUGAACCUCUUCAAAAUUCUGAUAUGUCUCCUCCUCGCCGAUCUCAUGCUCGGACUUCUGAAAGGAGGAAAUCUGAAGUGCCCGAGUCAAGAGUAUCUCAUCCAAGGCGAGCUGAUCAUAGGUCUUCUCAUGGUGAUGCACGUACUUCCCUGGGGUCAGAUCUUUCACCCCCAAGGAAAAGAAGAAUGAGUGUUGAGAAAUCAGGAUCACCAGAUUUUUCUUAUCAGCAUUUGUCUAGGCAUUCAAGCACGCCUGUGAAUGGUGGUUCACAUGCACCUCUGGACCAAGACGUUUCACUAAGAAGGAAAAACCAGGAGUCAUCUGAUCCUGUUUCCUCAAAGGGGCGGGCAAAAACUGGUUUGAUUACUGGCCAUGAUAUUAUGGAAGAGAUAUCUAAAACUAAGAAGGAUGAUUUAUUGAGGUUUGAACAGAUGGAUCCUUCUUUGAGCGGUCGGGGUGCUGAACCUGUAUUUCGUGAUAAGAAAGGCCAAAGAAUAUCAAAGGAGGAGUAUAUGAAAUCAAAACAAAAAGUUGAGGAAAAGCCUAAGGAGAAGAAGUUAGAGUGGGGUAAGGGAUUGGCUCAAAAGCGGGAAGCUGAGACAAGGCUGUUGGAAUUAGAACAGGAGAAGGACAAACCAUUUGCAAGAACCAGAGAUGAUCCUGAACUCGACAAAAUGAUGAAGGAGAGAGUAAGAUGGGGUGAUCCUAUGGCACAUUUGGUGAAGAAAAAGCAUUCUGGACCUGUUCUUGCGGAUCUAGGAGAUAGUGAGAAGAUGAAGGAAUCAGGGUUUAUAGUUCCUCAGGAGAUUCCCAGUCAUAGCUGGAUAAAAAGAGGAUUAGAUGCUGCACCGAAUCGAUAUGGUAUAAAGCCAGGAAGACACUGGGAUGGGGUUGAUCGAAGUAAUGGAUUUGAGAAAAAAAUGUUCCAAAGGCUAAAUGAAAAACGAGCUACAGAAAGGGAAGCUUAUCUGUGGUCUGUCUCAGAUAUGUGACUUGAAAGAGUUGUGGACUUGAAAGGAUAUCUACCAUGUUGUCUUUUGAGGAAGGUAAAGAAGAUGUUACUCUAGCUAGCUGGCAAAAUAUUCUUCCAGACCAGCCAUGUUAGCCUGGGGACAGUGUGCUUGAUUGAGCUUCAUUGCUUGGUGACUUUUUGGCUUUCAUUUGGUGGGCUGAAAUGGAUUCAUGAAAAUUGAUCGUAAACUUGAAACUGAAACUGCAGAAUUCGUCCAAUAACUAUCCAGGUAACUGCAGCUUCAUUAACGAGUUCCUCUGCCAUUUGCAUCAGCUGUGAAUAUAUGAACUAUCUUUUUUCUUCAAAAAAAAAAAAAAAGGUUUUCUGACACCAAAUUUGACAAUUUUAACCUUAUAUUCUCUACAACUCACCACCCCCUCCUUCCCUCGCUCAUGAUGCUCAUUUGGAGUUUCAGACGCAAGUUACAUGACUAGUUUGAUAAUUUUACUCGGGGAAAGUUCUUUUCAUUGCUUUUAUUUAUUUGUUUCAGUUCAUUACAUAGAACAAUCUAAAACAUUUCUCAUAUUAACAAUCUACUAUAUAGUCAGGCUAAUGGUUGUGGAACCAUAUAGAUGAAAGAAAGUUUUGUUGUUUUA